AUGGAACGUGAAGACAAAGCAGAAUCAAUGAGAAAAUGGAGAGAAAACCAAAAGGAGAAGAAAAGAAAGUACAGAAAAGCAUUCUAUGAAAAAAAUAAGGCCAGAAUUGCAGAACAGCAUGCCCAGAAAAAGAAGAGAAAGGCAGAUCAACAAACACCACGUGCAACACGAAACAGGCGUCUCAGGGCGGGAAAUAAUGCGGGAAAGUCAAGCACUGAAAGAGUGAAAAAUUUUCGCCAGAAAAGGGAUGCAGAAAAGGAAAGGUCAAAAGAGCGGGUCGAAAGAAAAAGAGUGCAAAGUAGAGAAAGGUCAAAGAAUUACCGAGAACGGAAACGGGCCGCCACUGCAGAUGAAUUUACGGACGACAUGUCAGUUUCUCCCGCUUCAUCAUUCCAAAGCCGUAUGGCGAAAAAAAGGGCUUUAGACCAAACCAAAAACGUUUUACCGCAGACCCCGGAGAAAAAGGUUGAAAUUGUUGAGAAUCUUGUAAAGAGUCCUCGAACAAGAAAAGCGCUUCAAAAGAAAGGUGUUGUGAAAUCUCCCGAAGAGGAAAAAGAGACGGAGGUGUUAAGGGCGUUGGUCAGUGACCUGAGUGGUGCAAUAGAAGUCCUAAAGCAUGACAAAAAAAGCGAAAGUAGAGCUGCUUUUGGCGCAAUGAAAUCAUUGGCAUUUGGGGAAACAGUGAAAAAGAAAAGGCUGACGUCCUCGGUUUCAAAGUUAGUUUCGCUGGAUAGACGCUCUGUCAGCCGGGGAAUUAAGCGCAGAGCAGAAGUCCUUAAGGGAGAUGAACCCAGUUGGCUGUUCACCAAGAGGAAACCCAGAAUUGACUCAGUAAGUGAAGAGAUCAAGCAGACAAUAUGCCAUUUCUGGACAUAUGAGGCAAGUAGGCCCACAGGGGAUAAGAAAGACCUCAUCAGAAAGCGCAUUGGUCCUAAACAGUACCUCGAGCAUGCAAAGCAUGUGCUAGAACAGACACAGAGUGAAGCAUUUUUCAACUUCCGCGCUCAAUAUCCAGAAGUCAAAAUUUCACAGCGUAAAUUUGAACAUUUGAAGCCCUACUUUGUGAAAGCAGCAAGAGAAAGGGACAGACGAUCCUGCUUAUGUAGAAAACACGAGGAAGCAAGGCUGGUCUUCAACGAAUGCGUUAAGUUCAGAAAGAAUUUGUUAAAAGAGGCUGUUAAUGCUGACAAUCCACCUCUUCCAAUGUCCCUUAGUGAGGCUGUAGAGAUGACUUUGUGUCCAAAGCCCGAAGGAAGUGAGUUCCACAAGUUUGGUUGCAUAAACAGAACAUGUGACAACUGUGGGACACACCUCUUUCGGCUUUUACCAGAGGACAGUUCUGGAAGUGAAUUAGUCAAGUGGAAACGCUAUGACUACGUGGCCACUGGAAAGCUGACCUCUUCUGGGGAUCAACAGAAGAAGAUUGCCCUUGUACAGCAGGAAACAGCACCAAAGGAACUGUUCCAGUAUUUCAUUAAGCUGCUAGAAGCUUACCCCCUGCACCAGUUCAUGGCAGUUUGGCAGAGAAAGCAGCUUGAUGAUCUACUGGAAAAUCUACCUCUCGGCCAUGUAGUUUGUAUUCAUGACUACUCUGAGAGCUAUUCCUGCAGAGGCCAAAAUGAAAUACAGUCCCAAUAUUUCGAUGUAAACAAGGCAAGCCUCCAUAUCACUGUUAUGUUCCGCCAUGCAACUAUGGACGCUGAUGGAAAGGAAAGUACCGCUGAGGAUCCAUGUGUCCUCAAGGAGCAUGUUUUCGUGAUCAGCGACGACCCAGUGCAGGAUUUCGACUCUGUGCAUCAUGCGCAGAGGCUCAUAGCAAAAUACCUUACCCAAGAUCUUAAGGUAACCGUUAACAAAAUGCACGAGUUCACUGAUGGCUGCGCUGCACAAUACAAGUCGAGGCACUGCAUUGGGGACCUGUCCUGCUGUGUAGCUGAUUUUGGUUUUCCGAUUCAGCCUAACUAUUUCGAAACAUCCCAUGCGAAAGGAGAACAGGAUGCUGCAGGCUCCCAUGUCAAACAACAAGCCACACUUGCUGUUAUACGUGGAAGAGCCGAUAUAACAAAUGCCAAGCAGCUAUGUGACCACUUAACAGCAAACUUCUCCAAGCCUGCCCAGUCUUCUUUUCCGUCCCGUUCAACUGCGGUGAGCCUGAAGAGGAGACUGUUUUAUUAUGUUCCAGCAGAAGGAGAAGAAGGUGUUCCCAGGAAUCGAGAUGGCCGCCGAAAGCCAUCAAAGGCAUUAGAAAAUUGCACUCAGUGCUCACUUCUCCUCAGCAACUGA
Porites evermanni is the source of this 2283-nucleotide messenger RNA. NCBI's taxonomy places the organism in Eukaryota, Metazoa, Cnidaria, Anthozoa, Scleractinia, Poritidae. The record is from the annotation of a GenBank genome assembly.